GCCGGAGAUGAACCCAGCCAAAAACCCACGCCCCCACUCGAGAAAUUGGUAAGAGAACUUGAUGAUUUUGUUCUCUUCUUGUUCAAGAACAAGUUUAGGACUUAGAAAUCUUCUCCCUUGUAGAAAAUUUUCCAAAUCUACUGUCUUAUUCCUUCUCUGCCGCCGGCUGCUCCUGCUUUGUGGGGGCGAAUUGCUCUGAUUUUUCGGUUCUCCAAUUUUGGGAAUAGAUCCCGAAUUUCUCCUUGAAUUACCGUCAGCCUUCCCACCGCCAGCCCCAAUUUCUUUGCUUGCUAAAUUUUCUGGUAUGUGGCCACUCCUUUAUGUCCAAAUUUCAUCUAAUUAGUGGUUGCCUUGCUGAAUUUGGUCCUUGUGUGGCUACCCUGUAUUGCCCGAAUGCUGCCAAGAAAAAAAAAUGGAAAAUUUCGGCAGCUUUAAGUUGUGUUUUUGGUUAAUUCAUGUGGAAUUUGCUUGUUUGGUUGCUGUGGUGUUAAUUGUGGGAAAAUCCUAUGAAAUUCCCGUGAAUUAGCUAUUUUUGGUCUAAGCCGGUUCCUCCAUUUUGUCUAUGGGAUUUGGAAAGUAAAUAUAAAUGCACCACAUGAUUUUUAGAGCUCAAAUUUCGGAUAGGAAGUAAAAAUAAAAUAAAGUACAUAAAUAAAUAAAAUAAAUAUUGCAUUAUGGGGGUUCCUGAUUAUUCUAUCACCCUAGCUCCUGGAGUGAGUUUUCUGCUUAUUGCGACUGAGGUAGUGAGACCUGACGCAUGGGGAGCCCGGGGGAGUGACUAGCUAGACGGCUAGGCAUCAUUUUGGACUUAGGUUUUUGUAGUUAGGCCGUUAGUCACCCAUGCUUGACAUAGAAAUUUUUGUGUACAGAACUUAGUUUUAGUCAUGAUUGUAUAUAUGAAGUUAAUAAUUUUGUACAUCUGACUAGUAAAUAUUUGGUAAAUAAAAAGGUUUAGAUCUG
Rubroshorea leprosula is the source of this 960-nucleotide messenger RNA. The record is from the annotation of a GenBank genome assembly. NCBI's taxonomy places the organism in Eukaryota, Viridiplantae, Streptophyta, Magnoliopsida, Malvales, Dipterocarpaceae.